This is a messenger RNA of Trichomycterus rosablanca, 2079 nucleotides long. RefSeq names its product terminal nucleotidyltransferase 2 (gene tent2). The transcript is spliced from 15 exons. The record is from RefSeq and is a predicted model, not a curated record. Gene Ontology annotation, molecular function: poly(A) RNA polymerase activity. Bases 157 to 1647 code for a protein of 496 amino acids. Lineage: Eukaryota; Metazoa; Chordata; Actinopteri; Siluriformes; Trichomycteridae.
GUGGUUAAGUGACAAUUCGGACACGAAUACCGUCCGGUUUCCUCGUCUGGUGUGUGUGUGUGUGUGUAUGUGUGUGUGUAUGUGUUGUGGAGGCUAUAUACAAGUCGCAGCACCUUCCCUGUCAAUGCCAAAUGUUUGCUGGCCUUGGUGAAUAUCAUGUUCCCGAGCUAUCCAGUCUCCCUACUUAAAAGUGUGCAAGUUAAUAAUCCGUCCUUCCAACAACAUUUACCUUAUGCCAUCUCACAGCAGCAACGGAUUGAAACGCACCUGAAUUUAACAAACGCAAGCCUGCGACAGCAACCUUUAAAUGUAUUCCCUAUCAUCCCACAAUAUCAAUGGAAGGCUGCUCCAGACAUUCCUUUCACCAGUCCAAAAGGAUCCAGGAAGAGAAAAAAUGAUAGCAGCAGCCAGUAUGAUGGAAAGAGGCAAUGCUAUGGUUCCCCACGACCAAAUGGACAACUGGUCAAAACUGGCAGCUACAGCCCAGGGCAUCAGGCAGCGCAAGGGCAGAUCAGAGGCUCUGUGAGUGAAACUUGCUCUCUUGUUCACUCUCCUAUGUGCCCUAUUGUCACCUCUACACAAACUGGAUGUGUUCCAUCUCUCGGAGAGAAAUCCUGCCUAGAUGCCGUCUUGAGUUUACCACCACACAUCAUCCAAGAUAAGCUAAGUCAGCAGAUUUUGGAAUUGUUUCACACUUGUGAGCAGCGGCGUGAAGACCUUGAGAGGAAGGAGUUCUCUCGUGCACAGUUACAGAGGGAUAUUCAGAGUAUCUUUCCAUGUGCGCGGGUGUACCUGGCAGGUUCAUCCCUGAACGGUUUUGGGAGUCGCACUAGUGAUGCUGAUUUAUGUCUUGUAAUUAAAGAGGGUCCCAUUAACCAGAAAACAGAUGCUGUGUACAUCCUUAGUCUAGUGCGGACGUUGUUAUACAAAUUGUCUUACAUUGAGAGACCUCAGCUUAUCCGAGCAAAAGUGCCCAUACUGAAGUUCAGGGAUCGAGUUAGGGAUGUGGAGUUUGAUUUGAAUGUUAACAACACUGUAGGAAUUAGGAAUACAUUCCUGCUGCGGACCUACGCGUACAUUGAGAACCGUGUUCGUCCUCUCAUCCUUGUGAUUAAAAAGUGGGCCAGUCAUCACAGAAUUAAUGAUGCCAGUCGAGGAACCCUGAGCAGCUACACACUGGUCCUGAUGGUCCUACAUUACCUCCAAACUCUUACAGAACCUGUGAUUCCUUGCCUUCAGAAAGAUUAUCCAGAGUGUUUCAGCCCAGUAAUGGACAUUCAUCUUGUGCCAGAUGGACCCAAGCACAUUCCUCCCUACAUGUCAAAGAACCAGUCCUCUUUAGGAGACUUGUUCCUUGGCUUUCUGAAAUACUAUGCCACAGUUUUCAAAUGGGGCAAGAACCUCAUCUCUAUUCGUGAGGCAAAAGCCCUCCCCAAGCCAAACUCAUGGGAAUGGAAAGACAAAUUCAUCUGUGUGGAGGAACCAUUUGAUGGGACAAACACUGCCAGAGCAGUUCAUGAAAAAAUGAAGUUUGAUGCCAUAAAAGCAGAGUUUAAAGAGUCCUGGCAGGAGCUGCUGGCGAAGAAAGAUCUUAACCACAUCUUACCCAUCAGAGAGACUAAACCGAAAAGGGUGAAGCCAAGAUGAAGCUACCUUCAGAAGACCUUUUGAUAAGAACGCUGAUACCUCUUCAUGAUCACUUUGUACUGUAGCAAACAUUUUUGGAAACAAUACUGCACCUUUGGAAACUGAAUUCUUCAAAUCUGGAAAGGUUAAAUUCUUUCCUGUUCGAGUUUUAGAUAUUCUGUUACAGUAUCUUACUUGCCUUGAAUGUGUAAUGUCUCUUUAAACUGUUCUGUAUUUCUUUUUCUUCUCAAUGAAAAUUACGUUGCAUCAGAUCCAGAUGUUGUGGUGCCUGGUUACUAACAUAAGUUAAAACUGAAAACAAGGAAACAAGUCACAUUGAAUUCAGCUCCAAAAUCUGAAGUGCUGGCUUUUCUUUUAUCUUAUCACUUCUUAUACAUUUUGUAAAUCUUUUUUAAUGUCUAUUUAAUAAUUAAAACUUAAUUAUACCUAAAA